AUGUCGUAUUACUUCGCCAUCGUCGGCACGCAGGACAAUCCUCUCUUCGAGUACGAGUUCGGCACCUCCAAGCAGGGUGGCGACGGCCAGUCGCGCUUCAACGAGCAGAUCCGUCACCUGAAUCAGUUCAUCCUGCAUAGUAGCCUGGACAUCGUCGAGGAGGUGCAGUGGGCGCAGGGGCAGAUGUACCUCAAGAUCGUGGAUAAGUUCUUCAACAACUACGUCUCGUGUUUCGUCACAGCCGGCAAUAUCAAAUUCCUGCUUCUGCACCAGCCCUCGGCGCCGUCGAGCACGCCGUCAUCGCGGUCGUCGACGGCCAUCGGCGCCAAUCCCACGAGCCCCGCGACCGAGGAGGCCAUCAAGAAUUUCUUCCAGGAGGUAUACGAGAACUGGGUUAAGGCUAUCAUGAGCCCGUUUUACAGGGUAAACAUGGAGAUCAAGAGCCCCGUGUUUCGGUCACGAGUGGCGGCGGCCGGAAGGAAAUACUUGUGA
Colletotrichum higginsianum IMI 349063 is the source of this 492-nucleotide messenger RNA. Its product is annotated as Trafficking protein particle complex subunit 2. The transcript is spliced from 2 exons. The coding region runs from base 1 to 492 and encodes 163 amino acids. NCBI's taxonomy places the organism in Eukaryota, Fungi, Ascomycota, Sordariomycetes, Glomerellales, Glomerellaceae. Gene Ontology annotation, cellular component: TRAPP complex; cytoplasm; nucleus. Gene Ontology annotation, biological process: endoplasmic reticulum to Golgi vesicle-mediated transport. The record is from RefSeq and is a predicted model, not a curated record.